This is a messenger RNA of Morus notabilis, 2029 nucleotides long. Its product is annotated as trehalose-phosphate phosphatase A. The coding region runs from base 531 to 1688 and encodes 385 amino acids. The record is from RefSeq and is a predicted model, not a curated record. The transcript has 13 exons. Gene Ontology annotation, biological process: trehalose biosynthetic process. NCBI's taxonomy places the organism in Eukaryota, Viridiplantae, Streptophyta, Magnoliopsida, Rosales, Moraceae. Gene Ontology annotation, molecular function: trehalose-phosphatase activity.
UCUCUCUCUCCUUUCUGAGCUGUUUCACUUGCAAUAAUUUGGUCUGUUUGGCCGCCGAGAAAGAACAAAGCUUUUCUUUUCCUUUUUUUUCUAAAGCCCGAGGUUGACUUGGUUUCUGCUUCUUCUCCGUUAAACUCUCUCAAGGUUUUCUUUUCCCCUGUUUUCUUGGUUGCCAAACAUAGCGUUUCUCGUACCGCCAUUGUUUCCCUCUGCAGCUUAUCUCGAUUUUCUUUUCGAAGGUUUCUGGAUUCGGCGCCUGCUUUUCUACGGGUUUGAGCUAAUUUGUUUUAUAAUAGUUAUUUGCAUGGUUGCUAGCGAGAUGAAGAGCUAUAACCUGAAUCUUGUGCUUGAUGGACUGUAAGCCGAGUAGCAGUGACAAGAAAACAUUAAAGAGGUGGUUUUUUAUUGAUAAAAGGGCUGGGUGAAGUAGAUCUCCACGGCUGAUAUACUGCUGACAUUGGUUUAAAAUUAUCCUCCUAUCAAAAUCAACUUUGUUUGAGGUCAUCAUUUGUGCAACAAAUCUGGAUCCCAUGGACCUAAAGUCGAAUCAUACUGCUCCUGUGCUCACUGAUCCUGCACCCUUAAGCAACACAAGACUUGGAGUACAUUCAAGUUUGUUUCCAUAUUCGCCUUCAGGAGCAGCUUUUACUCCAGGUCUCCUCCUAACAAUCCCCAGGAAGAAGACUGGAGUCCUUGAUGAUGUUCGUGCUUGCUCUUGGCUGGAUGCCAUGAAAGCUUCAUCGCCUCCUCACAGGAAAAUAAUUAAGGAUGUCAAUGAGUUUGCACCAUCUGAUCCUGAUGUGGCUUACCGAACCUGGACGCAGGUUAAGUACCCAUCAGCACUUAAAUCUUUCGAGCAAAUAACAAAUCAUGCAAAGGGCAGGCGAAUUGCUUUGUUUCUUGAUUACGAUGGUACUCUUUCACCAAUUGUAGAUAAUCCCGACUGUGCUUUCAUGUCUGAUGCUAUGCGAGCUGCUGUUCAAAAGGUGGCAAAAUAUUUUCCAACUGCAAUAAUUAGUGGAAGAAGUCGCGACAAGGUAUAUGAGUUUGUAGGUCUAACAGAACUAUAUUAUGCUGGUAGUCAUGGAAUGGACAUUAUGUGUCCUGUUAAACCUUCUAUAUCAGAUGACAAGCCAAACUGUUUUAAGUCCACUGACAAGCAGGGUAAGGACAUUAAUUUGUUUCAGCCUGCAGCUGAAUUUUUACCAAUGAUUCACGAGGUUUUUACAUCUCUCGUUGAAAGUACCAAGGGUAUUGAAGGAGCUAAGGUCGAGAAUAAUAAGUUCUGCGUGUCUGUACAUUAUCGUAAUGUAGAUGAGAAGAACUGGAAUCUUGUUGCGCAAUGCGUACACAACAUUCUUAAAGACUACCCACGGUUGCGAUUGACUCAUGGGCGAAAGGUUUUAGAAGUUCGACCUGUCAUAAACUGGGAUAAGGGGAAGGCCGUCGCCUUUUUACUUGAAUCACUGAGGCUGAGUAAUUGUGAUGAUGUGCUCCCAAUCUAUGUUGGAGAUGACCGCACAGAUGAAGAUGCAUUUAAGGUUUUAAAAGAGAGAAACUGUGGUUAUGGAAUUCUAGUUUCUUCUGUGCCCAAGGAAAGCAGUGCAUAUUACUCUCUCAGGGAUCCAUCAGAGGUCAUGGAGUUUCUCAAGUCACUUGUGAUAUGGAAGAAAUCGAGUUCCUUAUAAAUACUAUAUUAAACAUAUAAAGAAGAGAAUACUCUUGACUUAUACGUAUAUGAUAAGGAUAGCCUACCUGUUUUUCUAAAAAUUAUACCAUGGGCUUUGCGAGCAGAGUUGCAUAGAAGACGUUUUUUUUCCUUCAACAUGGAGAUGUCGGUGCCUAGUUGUUCUGCUCUAAGUUUUUGGUCUUAAUUGUAAAGUCUCAGCUUUAAUUAUCUUCUAUUUUGUUUUUGACAUCAAUAUAUAGCUCCUUUUCCCCCAUAAAUCCAUGUAUUAAUCAUUCAUUUAUUUUCCGACUUUCCCCUUUAAUUGUGGUUGGGUUAUAUCCCGUUUGGUGUAGUUAGAGU